AUGGCAUGGGUUCGUGAAGUAUGUAAAAGAAUUGGAAUGGUGUUAAUGAUUGGGGGUUCGAGUGACGGGGAUAGAGGACGUAGGACACCGUAUGUGAUUGUUCGUUGUGAGCGUGGGGGCCAUUAUGUUGGCAAGAAGGUACCAGGUGAAGAUGAUCAAAGACCGGGAAAAAGGAGCACCGGUUCAAAGAAAUGCAAUUGUCCGUUUAAAUUGAAGGGGACAAGAGAACACAAGGAUGAUGAAAAGGCUGAGUGGAAAUUGGAUGUUAGUUGUGGUAUUCACAACCACAACUUAUUCGAAAACUUGCACGGACACUCUUAUGCCGGAAGAUUAUCAAAGGAGGAUGUUUCCUUUGUUCACACUAUGAAGAAAGCAAUGGUGAAACCAAGGGCAAUUCUAAGAGCAUUGAAGCAAAAGGACCCGUCUAAUGUAACUGGUAUGAAGACAGUUUACAAUACUAUCUCUAAGUUAAAUUUCAGUGAAUUGGAUGGGAGAUCUCAAUUGCAAUCAUUGUUCGUCAAGUUGAAAGAAGAUGAAUACCUCUCGUACCGUAGAUCGAACGAGUUGAAUGCGAUUACCGACUUGUUUUGGAUCCACCCGAAAUGCAUUAAGUUGGCACAGUCGUAUCCGUACGUAUUCGUCAUCGAUUGCACGUACAAGACCAAUCGUUACGGACUCCCAUUUCUUGAGAUUGUGGGUUUUACUUGUACCAACAAGACGUUCUCAAUUGCCUUUGCCUACUUGGACCACGAAAAGACGGAAAAUUUUGAAUGGGCGUUGCGUUGUUUGAAGGAGGCCAUGAGCAGUUGUCCUCGGCCUAAUUGCAUUGUAACAGAUCGAGAUUUGGGUUUAAUGAAAGCAGUGGCCAAUGUGUAUCCAUCGAGUCAUCACUUGCUGUGUCGGUGGCAUGUGAACAAGAAUAUACUGGCCAAUUGUAAGAAAUUGUUCCCAAAGGACAUCACCAAAUGGAAGCAAUUUCAGUCGAGUUUUUCGGCUCUUAUUGAAAGAAAUACCAUAGAGGAGUUCAAUGAGGAUUGGGAGGAUUUGAAAAGAACAUUUAUGGGUUAUCUCCCGGCUAUAGAGUAUGUAGCUAAUUCAUGGUUGGAUCCGUACAAGGAGAGACUUGUAUCGGCAAAGACAUGCAGUGCCCCAAGCAUACUCGCCGAUCCGAUCCAAAUCAGAUACAAGAUUUAG
Messenger RNA from Erythranthe guttata (spotted monkey flower), 1194 nucleotides. The record is from RefSeq and is a predicted model, not a curated record. Lineage: Eukaryota; Viridiplantae; Streptophyta; Magnoliopsida; Lamiales; Phrymaceae.